Messenger RNA from Halteromyces radiatus, 2834 nucleotides. RefSeq names its product 6-phosphofructokinase. The coding region runs from base 12 to 2759 and encodes 915 amino acids. Gene Ontology annotation, cellular component: 6-phosphofructokinase complex; cytoplasm; mitochondrion. NCBI's taxonomy places the organism in Eukaryota, Fungi, Mucoromycota, Mucoromycetes, Mucorales, Cunninghamellaceae. Gene Ontology annotation, biological process: fructose 1,6-bisphosphate metabolic process; canonical glycolysis; fructose 6-phosphate metabolic process. The transcript is spliced from 3 exons. The record is from RefSeq and is a predicted model, not a curated record. Gene Ontology annotation, molecular function: monosaccharide binding; fructose-6-phosphate binding; 6-phosphofructokinase activity.
CUUCUUUCACCAUGGCGACAUCAGCACUUGGACUUUCGUAUAGCAUUAUAUCCUCGAAGAAUGAAGAAGCAUAUGGACAAACUGUCAAAUUUUAUGAACUACUUGGCUUUGACCGUGUGAUAGGCAAUCAUGAAAGUGAAGGUGAAACUGAACUCCAACAAACAUGGCUUCGGUUAAAAGGUGGCAAGCAAACAAGUUCAUUGAUUAUCAAGAUUGUAUUGAAUCCUGAAGUAACACUCCAUCGACAGGAGCCUCUGACAACGGAUAAGGAUUGGGGUCUCGAAGACACACUAUUCGUAUUGAAUGUUCCCCAUCUUCAACCUAUUAUGCAUACUCUCACCGAACGCGACAUUCCUUUCCAAGAAACUACUACGUCUAUAUUGAUUCAAGAUCCAAACAAUAAUGUCAUUGCUCUCUCUUCAAAAUUAAAUCCUGUUUCUGAACAACCCCAACAACAACUACAAGAACAACGAAGAAAGAAAAUUGGUAUCUUGACUUCAGGUGGUGAUGCUUCUGGUAUGAAUGCUUGUGUUCGUGCUACUGUACUUUAUGGCAUCUCUAAAGGUUGUGAUGUAUAUGCUGUCUAUGAAGGUUAUCAAGGACUGGUGGAUGGUGGUGAUUAUAUCAAAAAGAUGGAUUGGAGAAGUGUUACUGGAUACUUGAGUGUAGGAGGUACUUCUAUUGGUACGGCUCGUUGCAUGCCAUUCAAGACUCGUGAAGGUCGUCUUAAAGCAGCAGAAAACUUGAUCAAGAAUGGUAUUGACUCUCUUAUUGUUUGUGGUGGUGAUGGAUCAUUGACUGGUGCGGAUGUGUUUCGAUCUGAAUGGGGAGGAUUGGUAGCCGAAUUAUUCAAGACAAAACGUAUUACUGAAGAAGAAGCAACGAUAUUCCAACAUUUGACGAUUGUUGGUCUAGUAGGAUCUAUUGACAACGACAUGUCCAGUACUGAUAUCACCAUUGGUGCUGUUACGUCCUUACAUCGUAUUUGUGAAGCUGUGGAUUCUGUAGACACAACAGCAUUAUCACACUCUCGUGCAUUUGUGAUUGAAGUGAUGGGACGACAUUGUGGUUGGUUGGCUCUUAUGGCAGGGAUUGCAACUGGUGCUGAUUUUGUUUUUAUUCCUGAACGACCUCCGGCAGAAGAAGACUGGGAAACGGCAAUGUGUAAUGUGGCAAAACGACAUCGUGAAUUAGGCAAACGGAAAACGAUCAUCAUUGUGGCCGAAGGUGCACUGGAUAAGCAUCUUAAUCCUAUCAAAGUAGAUCAUAUCAAAGAUAUUCUUAGCGAUCGUUUGGGUUUGGAUACUCGGGUGACAAUUUUGGGUCAUACUCAACGUGGUGGAUCUCCUUGUGCUUUUGAUCGGAUCUUAGGUACUGUUCAAUCUGUAGCUGCUGUGGAUGCUGUACUGGCUUCUACUCCUGAUAAACCAUCCCCGAUGAUUGGCAUGAAUAACAACAAGGUGACGACUAAACCUCUGAUGGAUGCUGUCAAACUGACUCACGAAGUGGCCAAGGCAAUUGAAUCUCGGAAUUUUGAACGCGCCAUGGAAUUACGAGACCCUCAAUUUUUGGAUGAAUACAAAGUGUUCAAUGUGACCACGAUCUUGGAUGACAACAGUAUCGAAUUACCUGAUCAUCAACGUUUACGAAUUGCUAUCCUUCAUAUUGGUGCUCCUGCUGGUGGGAUGAACUCUGCUACUCGUGCUGCUGUAAGAUAUGCAUUGAAUCGUGGACAUACUGUCUAUGGUGUGGCCAAUGGUUUCUCUGGUCUUGUGCGUGGUUGUUUUGAACAAUUGAAUUGGAUGGAUGUUGAUGGAUGGACAACAUGUGGUGGAUCUUAUUUGGGCACAAAUCGAGCUGUACCUGGCAAGGAUGUCGACAUGGGCAUGGUGGCUUAUCGAUUACAAAAGAUGAACAUUCAAGCUGUGAUGCUGGUGGGUGGAUUUGAAGCGUAUGCGUCAUUGGUGGAAAUCGACAAGGUGCGUUACGAGUAUCCAUCAUUGUGUAUUCCUAUGUGUUUGAUUCCUGCUACCAUCUCGAACAAUGUACCUGGGACUGAUUUUUCACUUGGUUGUGAUACAUCUUUGAACGUGAUUGUCAGUGCAAGUGAUGCGAUUGUACAAUCAGCGCAAUCAUCAAGGCGACGUGUAUUUGUGAUCGAAGUACAAGGUGGACGUUCAGGUUUCUUGGCAGUGGAAGGUGGUUUAGCGGUGGGAGCAUGUGCGAUUUACAUUCCCGAAGAAGGUAUUGAUCUCCCACGACUCCAAGGUGAUGUACAAUUCCUCAAGGGUCUCUACGAUACGGAUGAUCCUCAAAAAUCAGAAGGUCGGGUCAUUCUUCGUACCGAAAGUGUCAGCAAGACGUAUACUACCAAAGUGAUCUCUGAAAUCUUGGAAGAUGAAGGUGGUGCUAGGUUUGAUUCUCGUACAGCCGUGCUUGGACAUAUUCAACAAGGAAACACACCCUCUCCUCUGGAUCGCAUUCGUGCCUCUCGUUUGGCUAUUCACAGUAUUGAAUUCUUUGAAAAGCAUACUCGAGUUGCUUUGGACAAACAACAAGAUGCCGUGGAACUCGCUACAGGUGAAGAAUCUAUUGCUGUCAUUGGUCUCUGUGGUGCCGAAGUUCAUGCCAAAUCUAUUAAGACUUUGUUACCUACUACUGAUAUGAAGAAUCGCAAACCUCAUCAUGAUUGGUGGCACCGUGAUCGUGCUCUGGUGGAUAUUUUAAGUGGUCGUAGUUAUUAUAGUUGUAUUGAAUAGUUAUAUAUAUAUAUGUUGUGUGUGUGUGUAUUUAUUUUCAUUUUUUUGUUAGACUUUUUUUUUUUUUUUUUUUUU